AGUAAAGAACUCACCCCAUUAUUUUUCCCCUCAUUUUUUAUUUUUUUCACCAUUGAGAGUGCGUCCGCCUCCUCGUUGGGUCGUGAAGCGCCACCGCUGGUUUGCAUCGCGUUGUCUUCGUCGUUGACGUGCACUCGUUCUACGAACGCAUUUCGCUAACCAACCCAGGCAGAGCACGAACGCCCACGGCAAUUCUCACUGCACAUUCGCUGUGGUGCGCCUGCGGAGAGUGCGGCAGAGGACGUACCCGCCAUGACGGUACGGUAGAAGCACGUUAUUUUCUCCUUUUGCUUUGCUGGUGCACGUCUCAACAGUGACAGGUGCGUUGUGCGCCCGUCCUUUCCGCCCACUUAGAAGCAAUUCUUCGCUUUAACCUUAUGCCAGGACGUCCAGAGGAUCCGCGAUGGGCCGUGUUCAUUACGUGUGUGGUGAGUCAUCUCCCCAUGCUUUUCACUGUGGCGCUGCUCAUGCGCCGACAGAUGCGUACGGAAUGCGUGCUCGGCUUCUUCGCGGUGAUGGUAUCCUUCAUGUACCACACCUGUGAGUGCUUUCACACGGUUUUGUUUCUCUCAGAGAUGCAAUGGCACCGUCUCGACAACAUCGGUGCCAUUACCUCGGUGGGGUGCUCCUGCCUCCACCUUGCGUGCCUGGAAAGCCGUGGGAUGCUCGAGUACGUGCAGUCGGCGGCGCUGUUCGCCGUCAUCAUCGUGCAGGAGGCGGCGCCGUGGGACAUUCGAUACACCGCCGCUCCGGUUGGGAUGUGCGUCUGCGUGCCCGUCGUCUCGCACGUGCUGUACCCACGACGGCGUCAAGGUAUUGUCAUCCGCCGCCUCAUCAACGGCCUCGCCGCGUGCGCCUUCGGUUUCGUGUUCUUUGCAAUUGGGCUCGACGACCAACACGACCCCUUCCGCAUGUUUCACGGUCUCUUUCACGUCUGCAUCGGCAUCGGCGUUUUCUUCUUCUUCUACUGCCUGCGACGGCCGGUAGAGCGGAAGAGGAGCCCCACGCUGUCGCCGCGCUACGAUGAGCCCGUUGCGGUGGUGGUGAACAUGUGA
Leptomonas pyrrhocoris is the source of this 1055-nucleotide messenger RNA. RefSeq lists its product as hypothetical. NCBI's taxonomy places the organism in Eukaryota, Euglenozoa, Kinetoplastea, Trypanosomatida, Trypanosomatidae. The transcript has a single exon. Gene Ontology annotation, cellular component: membrane. The record is from RefSeq and is a predicted model, not a curated record. The coding region runs from base 378 to 1055 and encodes 225 amino acids.